CCUGAAGAAACAUAGAACGGUGAGGCCGCCGGCGGCUUCAAUUUUUCAUUUUCGUCGCUCUUAAUUCCAGGGGAAGUGGACCGAAGCUUAUAUCUUUUGGCUGCAGGACUUUCUUGAAUUUUUUAGUCAAAUUGGUUUAAUUGUAUUGUCUCUUACUGGCAGGUUUCACCAAAAGACUGAAACGAUGACCCGUGUGUACGUUGGUAACUUGGAUUCGAGAGUUACUGAGAGAGAUCUUGAAGAUGAAUUUCGUGUAUUUGGGGUUAUACGGAGUGUCUGGGUCGCACGGAGACCACCUGGUUAUGCCUUUAUUGAUUUUGAUGACCGCAGAGAUGCGCAAGAUGCCAUUCGUGAAUUAGACGGUAAGAAUGGUUGGAGGGUGGAGCUUUCUCACAACUCUAAAGGGGGAGGUGGCCGUGGUCGCUCUGGUGGCUCUGAUUUGAAAUGUUAUGAGUGUGGUGAACCUGGUCAUUUUGCUCGCGAAUGUCAUAUGCGUGGUGGUUCAGGAAGACGACGUAGCCGCAGUCCACCUCGAUACCGCAGGAGCCCUAGUUAUGGGCGGAGGAGUUACAGUCCUCGUGGGGGUAGGUCCCCUAGCCCUAAGCGCCGCAGUUUGUCACCUCGUGGACGCAGCUAUAGCAGAUCACCUCCUUACCAAGGACGUGAGGAUCUACCAUGUACAAAUGGAAAUGGAGUAAGGGAACGGCACCGCAGUAGAAGCUGAUUUAUGAGAACUUGGAGUUGCCAUUGUUAAGAGGAUAAGGAGAUUUUGUUGAUUUGGUGUGCUCAGAUUGCAGUACGAGUUUGUUUAAUCAGGCAACGCCCUGUGCUUCUACUCUUAGAUUGGAUUAAUUACUUUGUAGAAUUUUCUAGGUUAUGUUCUAUUAUGUAUGCUGAGUACUUUUAGUUUCCGUACAGGUAAAAGUGUCUUUUCAAGGUAGUUGUUUCUCACCUGUUGAAAAAGUUUCAUAUUUCUGCCAAAACUUAUGCUCUAUUUUUCCCCGUGUUGAGGUGUCUUCUGGUACUGCUACAUUGAUUUUGUGCGUUGAUGGGACAUGAUUCUUGGCUCCCCUUCUUUGGGAUCUUCAAUUUUUGAAUGGUUGGGGGUCCCAGCCGGCUGCUUGCUUCUGUUUCAUUUAGUCUCUCCCCACUUGUGAUGUGUGCGCCUCAAACUCUAAUGGUUUUAAUUAUAACUUCAAAAAGGGUUGACGGGCUGCAUCAAAUACUUCUGGCAGGUACUUAUGUUCUACGGAAGUGGGUUUUGGGCUUUUCUUCCACGUGAAAAGAAAUCUAGAUGAUCUGGAUUGAAAGUAAAGUUCAGCUAGGAUUUAAGACUCAAUUGCAUUGUUGAUUAAGCCGAAUUACUGUUCUUUUCUGAAGCAUUCCACAUCUUGCAGUGAUUAUUCCCCAAAGGAAAAAAAAAUGAAAGAAAAGGAAGAAAGAAAUUAAAGAAGGAACCCCUCGACCUUUGAUUUUUGUAUCCAUCUUUUGGUUUCUACAAUACAUUAGUUUGGAACUGCAUGGCUUCUGUCCAAAAAGUGGAACUGCAUGGCUAAGCAGCUGCUGGUCAGGCAUAUGGUUCAACCCUCAGAUACUGAAAGUUCUCACACUCCCCCACCCUUAAUUAUGUGGUCCUGGAUUAGAUUAUUUUGGUUGCCUGACCUUUGGUGACUGUUUGUUAGCUUUGCUAAGGUACGUUAAUAUUGCUUGAAGCUUUCGCUGAUCCUGAGAGGGAGGCAAGUGUUAGCUUUACUAGUUAUAGUAUAAAGAGCAUUAGAUUGUGGUUCUCUGUUGGAUGAAUUUGGACAUCCAAUUUGGUUUUUGAUUUGAUUCAUGCAUGGGACACAUUUCUAGUAUAAGCUGGGAAUUACUGCUGGUUUUUCCGGUGCUUCUCUUUUGACACAUCUCUUUUCAAGUUGGUUGAUGCUAAGAUACAUUGUUUAGGUUACCUAAUUAACAAUGAUUUGUAAUCUGUUUUCAUCUCAGCGUGCCCCUCUUAUUAUUAUUA
This is a messenger RNA of Prosopis cineraria, 2008 nucleotides long. RefSeq names its product serine/arginine-rich splicing factor RSZ22-like. Bases 185 to 724 code for a protein of 179 amino acids. Gene Ontology annotation, cellular component: nuclear speck. NCBI's taxonomy places the organism in Eukaryota, Viridiplantae, Streptophyta, Magnoliopsida, Fabales, Fabaceae. Gene Ontology annotation, molecular function: RNA binding; zinc ion binding. The record is from RefSeq and is a predicted model, not a curated record. The transcript is spliced from 6 exons. Gene Ontology annotation, biological process: mRNA splicing, via spliceosome.